Molecule: messenger RNA, 4127 nt
Organism: Fonticula alba
Lineage: Eukaryota; Rotosphaerida; Fonticulaceae
Product: TKL protein kinase
Exons: 5
Coding region: 1-4047 (1348 amino acids)
Biological process (GO): protein phosphorylation
Molecular function (GO): ATP binding; protein kinase activity
Source: RefSeq, a predicted model, not a curated record
AUGUCCGGUCCGGCUCGAGGUCCCCUCCGGGUGCCGGCACUGCUGCUGGCGGUGGUGGUCCUGGCCGCGGCGGCCGUGCUGGCGCUGGCAUUGGGCCCGGCACCGGCCACCGCGUUGUCCCUGCCGCCCGGGGCCCGGGCCGGCGGGCCUGCCGGCCCGGCGGAGGGCAUUUCCACGAUGUCCUGCGCGCCAAAUUGCGCCAACUGCUCCGGCCUCAUUUGUAACUUCUGCAAUACGGGCUUUUACCAAAUCAAAAACGAGCUGGACAACCCCUGCGUCAGCCAAUGCCCCGGGCACCUGCCGGCCAUCCUGCUUGAGGUCCUCACCGAAUAUUGCGUCUUCCCCCAGGUGGAUGGCUGCUCGUACAUGGUCGGCAGCAUGUCCACCUGCACGGCGUGCGUUGCCGGGCGUGUGCUGUCCGAGCAGGGGGGGGCGUGUCUCCACUGCCCGGCGAAUUGCCAGAUCUGUCCCGAUGUCAGCUCCUGUAGCCAAUGCUUCGGCGGCUUCCUCUUCCACCAGGGCACAUGCGUUGCCCAGUGCCCGGGCGGCUUCUUCCCGAAUGGCGGCUCCUGCUCGGCCUGCCCCGGGCCGUGCGCCACAUGCAGCAAUUCCUCCACCUGCGGGUCCUGCCAUGGCGGCUACUUCCUGCAUGGCGGCGCCUGCACGGCCGACUGCCCGGCCGGCACCUUCCCCAAUGCGGCCAGCGGGGCGUGCGAUAUGUGCCCGGCCAGCUGCGCCACCUGCACCGGCCCGUCCACCUGCGGGUCCUGCCAGGGCGGCUACUUCCUGAGCGAGGGCCGCUGCGUGGCCCAGUGCCCGAGCGGGACCUUCGCCCACGCGGAGUCCCGCACGUGCGUCGGCUGCCCGGCCAACUGCACCACCUGCACCGGGGCCAAUGUGUGCACCUCCUGCGCCGGUGGCUUCAACCUGCACGGGACGUCCUGCCUGUCGCAAUGCCCCAGCGGGUUCUUCGCGCGCGGCGGCAUUUGCACCGCAUGCGGGCACCACUGCGCCACCUGCCCGGACGACACCACCUGCACCGCAUGCGCCCCGGGGUAUCCGCUGCACCAGGGGGCCUGCAUGGGCCAGGGCUGCCCGGAUGGCUACUUCGAUCGGGACAACGCUUGCGCCGCCUGCAAUGUCGGCUGCGCCACCUGCAUCGAGGCCAGCACCUGUGGCACGUGCGCCAGCGCCCUGGUCCUGUACCAGGGCCAGUGUCUGGCUGGCUGUCCGGCCGGCACGUAUGCCGGCGUCGGCCCGGGCGACGCCCCGCAGGGCAUCUGCCUGGCGUGCCACCCGCUGUGCGCCGCGUGCGCCGGCCCGGGGGCCGACCAGUGCACCGCCUGCGACGACCCGCUGACCAUCCGCCAGCCCAUCCCGCCGGUGGACCCGCCCCUGGCCGAGGGCAUGUGCGUGCCGGACUGCAUGAACGACCCGUCGCAGUGCGUCGAGUGCGAGCCCGGGUGCGACCUGUGCCGGCGGAUGCCCGACGCGUCGACCUUCUGCAUGGUGUGCCACUCGCCGGGGCUGGCGCUGGAUGGCCUCUGUGUCGGUGCCUGCCCGCCGGGCUACGCCACCAUGACGGCGGCCGGCUACUGCGCCCGGUGCUCCGGCAACUGCGGCGACGCGUGCUUCGGCCCGGGCAGCAACCAGUGCCUCGCCUGCCCGGCCGGCAAGCGGCUGCAGGAUGGCACUUGCCGCGAUGCCUGCAGCACGGUCGGCUGGUUUGAAUCCUCGCCCGGGGCCUGCUCCAGGUGCCAUGCCAGUUGCUCGCAGUGUGUCGGCCCCGGCCCGGGGGACUGCACGGCCUGCCCGCGGGGGUCCUUCCGGAUGGCCUCCCCCGGGGGGCUGGCCCACCAGUGUGUGACCGCCUGCCCGGCCGGCCAGUAUGCCGACGUCCUCCAUGGCGAGUGCCGGGCGUGCGAUGCCAGCUGCGCCACCUGCUCCGGCGGGUCCUCGGCCAGCGACUGCACCGGCUGCUGGCCGGGCGAGCUGCUCUUCCACACCACUUGUGUGGCCAGCUGCCCGGUGGGGUACUACCCGACGGCGAGCGGCGCCCAGUGCGGCCCCUGUGGCAGCGGCUGUGUCGAGUGCGCCCCCGGGACCGGGGUCUGCACGGUCUGUGCCCCGGGGCAGUAUGCCGACUAUGCGGCCGGCAUGUGCUACACCGUGUGCCCGGGGCGCUUCCUGGCGGACGAUCGGGCCAUGACGUGCACCCCCUGUGCCGAGCCUUGCGCGCGGUGCGCCGCCAGCAUCGACCAUUGUGUUCGGUGCCAGGACCCGGGGCACUAUCUGCGCGUGGCCACCGGCGAGUGCGUGGUCGGCUGCCAGGCCGGCGAGGUGGCGAUCAUGGGCACCGGCACGCAGGCCGGCAUGCUGCUGUGCGCCGCCUGCCACGAGUCCUGCGAGUCGUGCAAUGCGCCGGGCAGCGCGUCGGCAUGUUCCUCCUGCCCGGCUGGCAGCUUCCUCUCCCCGGGCGGGGCCUGCCUGGCGGAGUGCCCCAUCGGGUACUUUGUCCAGGAGAUGACCCGGCGAUGCGAUGCCUGCCAUGGCUCGUGCCACACGUGCGCCGGUGCGAGCAUCGACCAGUGUCUGUCCUGCACCGGGUCGGCGGACAUCCUGCUCCGGGGGGCCUGUGUGUCCAGCUGCUCGGCCGAGGGGUUUUGGCUGGACGAGUCGACCCCCUCGCAGCGGGUAUGCCACCCGUGCAUUCCCGGGUGCCGGCUCUGCUCGGAGGCGGAAGCCUGCUCGCGGUGCAACUCCAACAUGGUGCUACACCACUCGGAGGCCGAGGGGACUGCCUGCUUGGGCGCCUGUCCCGGGGGGUUCUUCGCCGAUCCGCCGGGCGGCGAGCGCCAGCCCGUGUGCGCGGCCUGUGCCCCGGACUGCCACACCUGCACCGGGCCGGGGGCCCACGAGUGCCAGGUGCCCUGGUGCGAGGUGGAUGGGUCGUGCAAUCCGAAGAGCGGACGUGCGUUGGCCAUCGGCCUGGCGGUUGGCCUGUCGCUGGUGUUGCUCCUGCUGCUGGCCAUCCUGCUGGUUGUUUUCUGUGUCUUCCGCCGACGCCAUGCCGGCCCCAAGGAGGCGCAUGAUAUCGACAUGACCAUUCUCAACACGAUGAUGGAUCUAUCGCUGCCCGGUUUCCUGCUGCUGUCCUUCCAGCAUGACAUUCGACUGGGCAAUGCCGGCCCCGAGGCUACCGGCAGCCAGGGCGGCAUCUUCCCGGCCGAGCCGAUCAAGCCAUCGCUCAUCGCGGCCACCGGGCCCGAUGGGAUCGUUGUGAAGGUCGCCCAUGACGCGGACGGGGGGGCCCUUUCGAAGGCCCAGCUCCAGGCCAUGUUCGAGAAUGAGCUGUCGAUCCUGUGGGCAUUGCAGCAGUCUCCCCACGUGGUGCGCAUGCUCGGGUACACGCAGCACCCGCCGGCCAUCGUCAUGGCCCGAGUGGCCACCGACUUGAGCAACCUGCUCACAACCAACGAGCCGCUGGACGUGGCCAACACCCUGAGCCUGAUCCGGGGGAUGGCCGACGGCCUGGCCUUCAUCCAUGCGCAGGGGAUCGCCCAUCGGGAUAUCAAGUCGCAGAACAUCCUGGUCGGCCUGUGCCCGGAGACGGGCGCCAUGCGGCCGGUGUUCACGGAUUUCGGCGUGUCGCUGGCCGUCAGCCGCGGCUCGGCCCUGCUGGACUCGGUCAUGUUCGCGGCGUGCAGCAUCGCCUUCGCGGCGCCCGAGAUCCUGGCAUCGAUGGGUAACCAUGCGCUGGACAUCGCGGCUUUCGAUCACAUGGCGGCCGAUGUCUAUUCUCUCGGUUCGGUCUUCUGGCAUGUGCUGACGCUGACUAUGCCGUGGAGUGGGCUCUCCCAAAAGGCCAUCCAAUGUCGCCAUGCGGCCGGCGACACUCCGGCCACGCAUGGCCCGCCGCCCGGCGAGGCGCCAAACCAACACCCGAGCCUCCGCGUCCUGGUCUCCGACCUGAUUCCCUGCAUGUGGUCGGCGUCGCCCGCGAGCCGGCCAUCCAUGUCGAGCAUUGCCCUUGCCCUGUCGGAGUAGGCAGCCCCUUUGGCUUCGGAUUUCCGGGCGCCAGUCGUCCCGGGGGGGAAUGGAUGCCUCUCGCUCAGCGUGUUUUUGUG